This is a messenger RNA of Strongylus vulgaris, 484 nucleotides long. The record is from the annotation of a GenBank genome assembly. Lineage: Eukaryota; Metazoa; Nematoda; Chromadorea; Rhabditida; Strongylidae.
UUUAAAAGAAUUCUUUCUGGCCCACAGUAGAGGAAUCAAUUCUAGGAACUAGAAUGUGCUAAACAUUGACAAAGAUGUAUAAAAAUUUUUCGUUUAGGUCCUGGUAGUAGCGGCAGUCAAAAAUGACGACAUCAAGAGGGCUGCACUCAGUGCUCACAACUAUUACAGGAAAAUUCUAGCAAAUGGAACAGUUUCCACAAGUAUUGGUCAAUUGCCGAAAGCCGAUUACAUGAUAAAAUUGGUAAGGAGCAGGGUUUGUGAAGGUGAGGAAGCUGUAACUAAGAAAAGGACUAGUCUUAAAAGUGAACAGCGAUAUGGUAUGCACAUAUUUGACAGAUUGCGUUUGCAUACAACGAGAAGGCCGACGGUAGAGACUAUGCCCCUUUAUGUGAAGGGUGAAGUAUGCGAGUUGUGCACGGAAACUGGAGAACGUUGUGAGGCAUCACUUUGUGUAGUUGAAGAUGAAGAAGAAGAAGAAGACUAG